UUUAGGCGGCCGAUCAACACUUAGCCUCGUCUCCCAGCCUUGCUGCCUAAGUCAGUCUAAAUUGAUGGGUCAUGUGAGAGGCAAUUGAAUUCAGACGGACAAAUAGUCAUAUAAAUCCGCCGAUGAUAAUUCGGAUAUUGACAGCGGGCUAGAUAAAAUGAGUCCAAAGCUAUUAUCGGAUUAUUUUCGACCCGUGAACAGGCGAUCCCGGUCCGUCACCAGAACUGAUAGGAGAACAUUAUUGAGAUCCACCGCAGAAGAAACACAAGCACUCCUUCCCGGCAUACUGAGUGUAAUGCCUCAGGCACCUCCAACGGCGCAAUACUGUCCACGCACCAGAUACCCAGCCUUGAAUCCAAGGUUCAGCCCGAAACUAUCCACUCAUGUCGAGGUCCUGUUCGGAGACACAUUCGACAUCGCAAUCAGACUUAGCAAUCCCUCCAGACAGUUCCGGCAUAGUGGCACGCAGAAUGUGUGUGUUUUGAACAUGGCCAAUGAAGAAAAUCCAGGCGGCGGUUGGCUCAAUGGGGCUAUGGCCCAGGAAGAAGCUCUGUGCUAUCGAAGCAGUCUCAGUUUGACGCUCAAACGACGGUACUAUCCUAUAGGAGAACGAGACUCCAUCUACUCUCCAACGGUCAUUGUAUUUCGUGAAAGCUUCACGCAAGGCCACGGGUUGAUGGACUUGCAGAAGUCCGAGCUUCUUCCUGUUGUGAGCGUGAUCAGUGUGGCCGCGCUAGAACAACCAGAGGUGGAUGAUGCGACGAGACCACCAAGAUUUAAGCAUAGUUCGGAUCGGGAAUUGACAAAAGAUAAAAUGCGGACCAUUCUCCGCAUAUCAGGGUAUAAGAAGCACCGAAGGAUUGUUCUAGGAGCACUGGGUUGUGGCGCAUUUGCAAAUCCGAAUGUUGAGGUUGCGGAGUGCUGGUCCGAGGUUUUGCAAGAGCGCGAAUUUCAAGGAUGGUGGGAGAAGAUUGUGUUUGCAGUCUUGGAUGACAUGUCCAAAGUUGCCCAAGGUGAUAGCAAUUUUGAUGUCUUCCGAGAAAGACUGCAUGGGUUGAAGGUCUAAACGAAUUGACCGGACAGAUGGUAAAGAUGUCAAAGACGAUAAUUUCUAUAGUGAUUUGUCACAGGCUUCAUCUUGCAGGUUCUCUGUUGAGACCACGAUUUCAGUGUCCAUAUCAAAGAGCACGAUAGAUCAUAUAUCUCAUUUCCUAAGCCGGUUUGAGCGCCUCCUUGUAGAGGGCUCUGCUUCUGCCGGCUUAGUCUUCGUCUCAUCUUCGUCUUCAGUCUUGAUGGUCUUCUUGUUCUGUCUCUUGGAUCCCGUCUUUUUGGGUUUGGCAUCCUCUUCGCUGGCUUCGGACUCGCUCUCUUCCUUGAUAACUGAUGCCCGCUUCCGCUUUGGCUUACUCGGUGCAUCGCUGACAUCGUCAUUCUUGAUUUCUUUGGCUACUGGCCCUGUCUUCUUCUGAACGCUCGGAACCACUGCGCUG
This is a messenger RNA of Aspergillus sclerotioniger CBS 115572, 1490 nucleotides long. RefSeq lists its product as uncharacterized. Lineage: Eukaryota; Fungi; Ascomycota; Eurotiomycetes; Eurotiales; Aspergillaceae. The record is from RefSeq and is a predicted model, not a curated record. The coding region runs from base 158 to 1066 and encodes 302 amino acids. The transcript has a single exon.